CCCUCUCUCGUGGCGCAAGAUGGCGUCGCCGGGCGCCGCUGCUCAGGCGGCCGCCGCCGCCUCGUCUUUUCUGGGCUUCAGCGCCAGCUCGCGCGACCCGGGCCGGCUCCCCUCGCGGCGGGCCGGCGGCCUGGGCGCCCGGAACCGCAAGAAGGGCUGGAAGCGCUGGCGGGGCCCCGAGGCCAAGCUGGGCCGGGAGCUCGGGGACUGGCUGGAGGAGCGAGCCUCCGAGCUGCGGCACUUGGGAGGUCCAGUGUCAGAAAAGCCAGAUGAAAGCCUUUUCUUCCUAGAUACCAGCAGCGAACAGCAAGGCCAGAAUCAGAAGCCAGCCAAAGAGAGACCUCUGAAGAUUGACUUGAUCCUACAGCCAGAUUCCAAAGUGCCUCCACCCAAAAACAUCCUUGCCUAUCAGGUCCCCAACGGCCGGAAGCUGAAGCAGAAGCAGCGACUCUGGGAGAAGCUGGCAGAGAAAGGGGUGGUGCCCCGAAAAGAGCGGCUUCUCCAGCAGAGGUUGCAAAACCCCCCCAAAGCCGAUGCAGCCGGAGCAGGCAGUGGGACCAAUCCCUCCAGGGAGUUCUAUGACAUUUGGUCAGGUUCAAACCCGCUUGACAAAGCUCUGGCUGGGAAGGACGUCUGGUUCCUGGAGCAGACCAAGAAGCAGCCUGUGAAGCGUCCCGACAGGUUGAAGAAGGCCCCAUCAGAGCUGCCAGCCAUGGAGGUCAUCUCGCCAGGAGGAUCCUACAAUCCCAGCUUCCAGUCUCACCAGGCAUUGCUCCUCCAGGCCUUUGAAGCUGAGCUGGGGAGGCAGAAGGCAGAGGAGAAGCUGCAGCGGCAGUUGAAUUUUCCCACGGCAGCCGAGGCCCCCACCCAGGAGACAGUGUUUCAGGAGCAGUGCGAGGGCCUCAUGGAAGAGGAAUCGGAGGGCGAGGAAGGGCAGGACAGCCCGUCGUUGCCACAGGAGGAGGAUCUGGAGGCAGCCUCUGCCCCUGCCCCCCAUCUUCUCACAGCAACGGCAGUCAGAGAAAAGAAAACAGAACGACAGCGAAAGAAAGAGAAAACAGCCAAGCAGCUGAAAACCCGAGAGCUCUCCGAGAAGGCAGCCCGACACCGGCAUCAGGAGCUCUUUCAGCUGCGGUCCAUCCGGCUGCAGCUGAAACAGCGGGAGGCUGAGCUGCAGCGCCGGAAGCAGAUUCGGGAAGCCAAGCGGAAGUUGGAGGCCGUCAAGCCAAAGCGGCUGGGCAGGCUCAAGUACGAAGAGCCAGACGUGGAUGUGCAGCUGAGCAGCGAACUGGCAGAGUCCUUGAGGACGCUGAAGCCAGAAGGCAGCAUCCUGAGGGACCGGUUCAAGAGCUUUCAGAAACGCAACCUUAUUGAACCCCGAGAGCGGGCCAAGUUCAAAAGGAAAUACCGUCUGAAAUAUGUGGAGAAGCGAGCCUUCCGGGAGAUCACAUUAUAGAAGCAUGAGAAUAGAGCUGCCCAAGAGCUCUCACGCUGCCCUCCCGGUUCAUUAAAACUCCCAUCAACCAAA
Molecule: messenger RNA, 1528 nt
Organism: Candoia aspera
Lineage: Eukaryota; Metazoa; Chordata; Lepidosauria; Squamata; Candoiidae
Gene: NOP53
Product: NOP53 ribosome biogenesis factor
Exons: 13
Coding region: 20-1456 (478 amino acids)
Biological process (GO): ribosomal large subunit assembly; rRNA processing
Cellular component (GO): nucleolus
Molecular function (GO): 5S rRNA binding
Source: RefSeq, a predicted model, not a curated record